Myotis lucifugus (little brown bat) is the source of this 1497-nucleotide messenger RNA. It is a transcript of the gene GNG12, whose product is annotated as G protein subunit gamma 12. Gene Ontology annotation, molecular function: G-protein beta-subunit binding. Gene Ontology annotation, biological process: G protein-coupled receptor signaling pathway. Gene Ontology annotation, cellular component: heterotrimeric G-protein complex. The record is from RefSeq and is a predicted model, not a curated record. The transcript has 5 exons. Bases 469 to 687 code for a protein of 72 amino acids. NCBI's taxonomy places the organism in Eukaryota, Metazoa, Chordata, Mammalia, Chiroptera, Vespertilionidae.
GAGGCGGGGCCAGGGCGGGAGAAGAAGACGGAGGAGGAGGAGAGGUCGGAGCCGUCUCCAGGAGCCCUUAGAGACCGAGUCCCGGCGGCGGCGGCGGCGGGGCAGCCACCGGCAGACGAGGGAGCACCCGGAGGUGGACGCAGGUGCAACUUCCUCCCCUCUCCCACCAGUGUGCUCAGGCCUGCCAGCUCUGCUCCUAGUUGCGAUGAUUACACUCCUACAAGUGUCCGGCUUGGGCGAAGUACUAAACUUGCCUCAGGUACCGCUGACCACUUGUGGGUUCUUGGAUAAGCUACCUCCAUUCUCCAAGCAUCUGUAAGAAGGGAACAAACUUCAAAAGGUUGUUGUGAGGAUAAAAGCAAAAUAAAACAUCUAAAGCACUGAACGCGAUUCACUCCUCCACUUGAAACCUGAAAACGGUGGGCCACACACAGUCUGACUGCUUUCAGGUAAAAACAAUAAUUAAAGAUGUCAAGCAAAACAGCAAGCACCAACAACAUCACCCAGGCAAGGAGAACUGUGCAGCAGUUAAGACUAGAAGCUUCCAUCGAGAGAAUAAAGGUAUCAAAGGCAUCAGCCGAUCUCAUGUCCUACUGUGAGGAGCAUGCCAGGAGUGACCCUCUGCUGAUGGGGAUACCAACCUCAGAAAACCCUUUCAAGGACAAGAAAACGUGCAUCAUCUUAUAGAGGAGAGUGAACCAGUUCCUCGCGUCUCUUCAGCAAAUCAAAUUAUGAGCAGCUCCUUGAAGAGAAGUACCUUCAGCUUAUUUGGUAACCACUGCUAAUAACUAAAAUGCUCUUAAUAUGGAAUAAUGGACUCUGAAGUCUUUAUUUUCCAAGUUGUCCUUUCUCUGAAAUACCCUUUACUGAUCUAAUACAAAGUAACAAUCUUGUUUUCCAUUUGGUAACCGUGGUGUCAUAUUGGGUUGCUGCUUAACGCAAGUCAUUCUGGGCCUUUUAAAAAACACAAAGAUAGGCUUUCAACUAUAUGAAUGAUCCGUUUAUGUCAAGACCUAAAUUACCUAAGCCCCUGUCUAGAUUAAAAUGCCAAGAAUAACUUAAGUCCUUAAACCAUUAUAUUAUAAUGUGUUCUUAAUAGGGUUGCACUAACCUGUACAGUAUAUACGGAUGAGGAGUGUUUUGUGUAUAUAGAUAUAAAUACAUGUCUUUGUAUAUACACAUAUCAAAGCUUAUUUGCUUAAUAAAAUGCUCUUCAUACCAUCAGUCCCUCAGCUCCAGAAGUUUCCCUUUAUCUUAAGCUAUGUGUGAGUAGAAUAAGAAAUUCUUUUUAUAUAGUUAUUGUACAAAAACUAAAGGCCAUCCUAAAGGUUGUAUUCAUUGCCAUCAAGUAAUGAAGUCAUCUCUUGCUGACCCUCUCCGGCUACAAUACACUGUGCCAAUUAAAGUUUUUAAAGUGACCUGAAUGCCCUUUCAUAAUGUGAGGUAUUCAUUCACAAGAGGCCUUUCCGGCUUCAGUGAUCCUGAGUCGAGAGAAGG